CAGCAACCUCUACGGGCUUCAAACAUCCGUUCCUAGCUCCUCGAGGAAGUAUGUUGACGGAAUCGCGGUCGUCCUCGAUAAGGUUCAGCAAUAUACCGCACCCGCCGCCUCUUGAAGAGAAUGGAAAGGACGGACUGUCGCAAGGCACACCCGCCCAGAGAUACCCUAGUCCGAUAUCCGGAUCCAUGUUCUUGCCACCAAAGGUCGCAGUCAGUCCACCAACCCCCUUGCCCCCUUCUGGCUCUUCUUCAAUUCCUGCUGCACCUGUUCCAGCUAUUUCGCUCAGGACGCCAUCAGGACCGCUAGUUGCAGGUGGAUCCUUUUUUGCCCGACCUAGAUUCCGAUCGCCGUCUACUUCAACUGCGGCUUCAGGAGAUAUCAUGGAAAUCAACGACCCUGGACAUGUCGGAAGAACAGUAGUAGCCAUUGAACCCGUCCAACAGCAGCCAUUGUACUCUCUAUAUGUCCCACCGCUGCCGCAACAUCAUGCCCCCAAAUCUAUACCCCUAUCAUCUUAUAAUCAUGCCCCAACUUCGUUGCCAAUACCCGGCUCUACUUUUGUAACUGCCACAAACUCUAACGCCUCCCCCACGGCCAACGUCACAGGAAGCAACCUGUCUCACCAAAAAGAAAUCUCGCAGCUCACGAACAGCGAUGAAGAUGAUAGUCCUGAAGCCUCGAGGCAAGAUAUUGUGGAUAACGACGCACAGGAUAAUGACGGUAUUCGUCCGGCUCCUCCACCUCCACCUUCUGUGAAACCAAAGCGUGGUGGAUUGUUUGGACUAGGCAAGCUGUUCGGCCCCAAGGAUACGGAGUCGAGACGGGAACGACAGCAGGGCCAUCCAUCGUCGAGGAACCUACGCACGCUUACUUCUGAAUCAUCGUCAUCGACUACUCCCCUGCAGCCGGCUUCGACGCCAGAAUCACAGCCUCUGUCGACAUUGACAUCGGAAGCCGUUGUGUUCAACAGGACGAAACAUCCGACAAGGAUCUCGGAGGGUGAAGAGGAGGAGGAUACGGAGGAGACCAGGGCUUCGUAG
Gamsiella multidivaricata is the source of this 1040-nucleotide messenger RNA. RefSeq lists its product as uncharacterized. The coding region runs from base 51 to 1040 and encodes 329 amino acids. The record is from RefSeq and is a predicted model, not a curated record. Lineage: Eukaryota; Fungi; Mortierellomycota; Mortierellomycetes; Mortierellales; Mortierellaceae. The transcript has a single exon.